GCUGGGAAGUAGAGUCCGCGCGGGUCGUUAGCGUGUGCGCAGGCGUCGUUCAGAGUGGGCCCUGGAGACCAGGACUUCUGCGAACAGGCUUCGGUGGGCCUGAAGUAAAAGUGGAAAACUUGGGUUCCUGAAGAGAAUUCCAUUCAUCUUAAAAAUACAAUCAAGAAGACACAUUUGAUGGACCUUCAGGUAGUUUCAAUACCAGGAGGGAUCAAGGCCUGGACAGACAUCGGACCUACUGCAGGAGAUGGGAUGUCCAUGUUUGAAGCUAGAGAUUCAUGCAAAGAAAAAUCCGUUCUUCCAGUACCAGGGUAAUUUCUGACCGUCAUGCCCAAGGAGUUGGAUUGGAAGCAUGAUGUCUAGAGAACAGUGAGAAGGUGGAGAAUUUGACCCAAAGGUCUUUACCAAAUAGAGCCCCCAGUUCUCAGGACUCUGUCUUUUUGUAAGAGAAAAAGGACAGAAGAGGAGGGAAUAAUGCCAAUGUUCCUGGCAGUCAGGUACCAGGAAUCAGUGACAUUCAGGGAUGUAGCUGUGAACUUUAGCCGGGAGGAGUGGGGACAGCUGAACCCUGCUCAGAGGGACCUGUACAAGGAUGUGAUGCUGGAGAACUAUAGAAACCUCGUGUCAUUGGGACUUCCAAUAUCUAAACCUGACGUGAUCUUCCAGUUGGAACAAGGCAAAGAGCCAUGGUUACUUGGUCUGCCAAGAGCUGAAGAAAGAGAGUUGCCAAACAAUUCUUCUUUGGACUGGAAGAGUCAUGAGACCCAGAAGUCAACUCCAAAGCAGAAAAUUACAGAAGAAGUGGAAUCGUCAGGAACAUUAACAGUAGACUCUGCACGUAGAGGAGUUCAAGUACCUGGUGGCACAUUGGACAGGAAGAAGGAAAACUCUGAAGGGGAGACGUGGGAGACAUUCCUUUCCCAUGAAAGAGAUUCUAGGCAGCUGUUAAUUAUUCCCCCCCAAAACACCAUUAAGGGGCAAGGCCAAGAAUACAAACAAUGUGGGGAAACUAUUAACUGCUCAUCUAUUACUCAACAUCAGAGAAGUCAUACUGGAGAGAGUCCCUAUGAAUGUAAUGAAUGUGGGAAAAUCUUUAGCUGGAAAUGUAAUCUAACACGACAUCUGCUAACACAUACGGGAAAAAAGCCUUAUAAAUGUAAGGAAUGUGGAAAAUCCUUCUUGAACCAUUCUUACCUUACUUCCCAUAAGCGAAUUCAUACUGGAGAGAAGCCCUAUGAAUGUGAUGAAUGUGGAAAAGCCUUUGCUAGACAUUCAUCCCUUACUCUACAUCAGAGGAUUCAUACUCAAGAGAAGUCCUUUGGAUGUGAUGAAUGUGGAAAAACCUUCUUUGACUUUCCAUCACUUACUCGACAUCAAAAAACCCACUCUGGAGAGAAACCCUAUCUGUGCAGUGUGUGUGGAAAAACUUUUUGUAGCAAGGCAUCAAUCAUCCAACAUCAGCGACGUUAUGCCAGAGAGUAACCCUGAGAAUAUGAUGUCUUAGGCAAAACCUCAGUAAGGUUUAUCACUUUGUUAAAUACUAAAUACAAGUUAGCACAAGAUUAGUGCUACCCCAAACAAAUAUUUUCAUAUGUACUUCCCCUAAGCUGAUAAUAUUGGCAGUGGUGGUUUUAAAAGGAUAAAAUUCAGUGUUGAAAAGGCACGCUCUAACACUGCUCAUGUAGCCAUGAAUUGAUGCUUCCUUUUGAAAGCAUUACAUAAUAUCUACAAAACUUUAUAUCUUUUGAUUUAGUCAUUCCAGUACCAGACCUAUACCUUAAGAAAUGUUAUAUAUGGUGGAAAAGGGGUUGAGGGGGAAGAGGAAAAGAAAGGCCUAUCUCUACAAAACUAUUCAUAGUACAUUAGGAAAUUUAGUGUAUUAACAUAUAGGACUAUUAUUGCAGUAUCAGAAGUGACAAAUAUGAAGAACACAAAGAAGUAUCAUAAGAUAUAUAAAGUAAUGCUUAGAAAAGAAAGAACCACCAAAACUAUUUAGAUCUUGGCUAAGUUGUGUAUAUAACAGUUACAAUAAAAUCCAUAAAAAAUUUAAAGGGGGGGAAUAGAAACAAGAUUAUUUUGUUAUCUUUUCAAUAUACACAUUUUAAGCAUUUUUAAACUACCUGUAUGUUUAAAGUUUCAGAUACAAUCGUAUUUAAAAAAAUCUUUAUUUGAACGUUUUUAUUGAUUCAAUUUAUACAGGUUGGAAUUUUAUUACUUUGUUGUAUCUCUUAUCCCAUGAAUGUGAGUACUCUGUCCAGCCAUUCAGAUCAUCACCCCUAUGUGCCUUACAUUCCUUUUUGACUUUGGUCCAAGUCUUUUUCAUAAAUUCUUUAUCCAAGGCCCAACCCAAAUGAUGGGGGCUUCUUCUAGGUCUCUUGACAUGUGGGCACCAAUGCAGCAGUCAGAUGUUGCACUGUUAUCCCUUGAACUUUCCAUGUGACCUCCCCACUUGUAAUUCAUAUCUUUGACAGUAUCUUAUACCUGGAUUAUAUUAUGUAAUUGAUGGUAUUGAAAUGUGGAAGUCCACUAUUUCCAUCAUGUAUGUUUUCAUCACCGCUUAUAUGGCCUUCCAUUUGAAUUCCUGAUAUUUUUACAGAAUUUGUGAGUUGGAGGAGACUUAUCCAUGUAGCCCAGUCUGUACGUGAAAGGAAUACGCUAUAAUGUACCCAGAAAGUGGUUAUCUAGCUGUUAACUUCUGCCUCUAAGGAGGCACAGCUCCCUUCGUGUUUUGACAGUCCGUUCUUCUUUCAGACACUCGCUUACACUGCUGGGCGGUUUUUCCUAAUUUUAAGCCUAAAUUUGUCCCAUUGUUUCCAUUUCUACCCAUUGUUCCUAGUUCUCUCCUUUAGGAACAGUGAAGCAGAACAAGUCCUUUCACUACACGACCGCCCUUCACAUACUUCAAGACAAUUGCAAUCUGCCCCCAACUCUCACCUUCUCCAGGCUGAACAUACCCUUUUCCUCCAACUGAUUCUCAGUAUAAAUUCAAGGCCCUUCCUCUUGGCUGUCAUUGUAAAUUCUCCAGUUUAUCAAUGUCUUUUUUUUUGGUGGGGAGGAGCUAUCAACGUCUUUCUUAAACUGUGGUGCUUAGAACCGAACACAAUAUUCCAGAUGAAGUCUGGUGACAGCAGAGUACAGCGGGACUGCAACAGUGAGGAAUAUACAGCUUGUGCCCAUGUGAUCUUCAGUUUUUUGCCCAAGACUUAAUAAUUGUUGGCACUAUUCUUUUAGGUUUCUUCUGGAGGUGCUAUUUGUGGCCAUGGGAACCAUCAGAGGUGGGUAGUUCUCAUUCAUUUUGAUAAGUCUUGGAGGUUCUCUGCUAUCUUGUGGAUAUGUGGAAGGUUACAGAGUUUCCUGUUGUUAUCAGAGUGACCAAUAGCUGUCUCAGUACCGCUGAUCACCACCACUCUUCUAGAAGGUCUUUCACUUAAUAGUUUCCAUGGUUUUACUCUCAGAGCAUCCAACUGUCUCCUCUUUAGGAUAAGCCUCAAAUUCAUUAAAAAUUUCUUUUGAUUAAACAUUUCUCUCCUAGUUCCUCUUCCUUAAAACAACAAAACAACAAACCCUUUUAACAAAUAUGCAUAAUCAAGCAAAACAAAUGACCUCUUUGGCCCACAAAAAAGUAUGUCUUUUUCUGCAUCUUGAACCCAUCACCUCUUUAUCAGGAUUUAGGUAGUAUUUCUUCAUUUGUCCUCUGCAUUCAUGGUUAAUCAUUGCAUUGAUCAGAGUUCUUAAAUCUUUCAAAGUUGUUUAUCUUUACAAUGUAGCUGUUAUUGUGUAACUUGUCCUCCUGGUUCAACUCACUUUACUCAGUUUAUACAAGUCUUUCAUGUUUCUCUGAAACUAUCUGCUUUUUUUUUUUCUUAUGGCACAAUAAUUUUCCAUUUUGUUCAAAUACCAUAAUUUGUUCAGCCACUCUCCAAUUCAUGGGCACUCCCAUAGUUCUUUGCCAUUACAAAACAAAAAUUACUAUGAAUAUUUUUAUAACAUAUGGGUCAUUGUCUUCUUUCUUUGCUUCUUUGAGUAUAGGCCUAGAAGUUUUAUUAUUGGGUCAAAGGUUACACAGUUUUGUAGCUUUUUCAAGUAGUUCAAGAUACCACGUAAUCAUCGCACCCUGUUUACAACUUUUCAUGGUGUAAUUGUCACAUGGUAUAAUUCUGUUUGUCAUGCCACUUAAAAGGUAAACAGAACAGCAGUGCAUUUGCCAGUGGCAUGUGGAUACACAUUUACCUUGUCAGGCAUUGCAAGCCUAGAGCCUAGACUUCUCAGUGCAUGUGCAUUGUCAUUCAAUUUUAAUGUAUGUUCAUGAGUAUACCAUGCAUCCUAAUCUUGCACCAAAGACAGUUUAGUAAUAAAUGAUUUUUAAAUAA
This is a messenger RNA of Phascolarctos cinereus (koala), 4370 nucleotides long. Its product is annotated as zinc finger protein 2-like. The record is from RefSeq and is a predicted model, not a curated record. Lineage: Eukaryota; Metazoa; Chordata; Mammalia; Diprotodontia; Phascolarctidae. Gene Ontology annotation, molecular function: RNA polymerase II cis-regulatory region sequence-specific DNA binding; DNA-binding transcription factor activity, RNA polymerase II-specific. Gene Ontology annotation, biological process: regulation of transcription by RNA polymerase II.